AUUCCACGGCCACACAAUCUUUUAUACAACUUGAAUGCGGCAAUAUAUUUUGUCAUAUAGUAUAAGCUAUUUUCUAGACAUCAUAAGAUAUUUUUCUCUCAAAGUAGUGGCAAUUUUUCAUAAAACGUAACCAACUUAAUUUGUUAAAGGAGAGGUAAAGAGGGAUGAAAGAGAUGGAAAAAGUAGGCUAUGUUCCUCUGUUUGAAACCAAGCAAUUUAAUGGAAGAUUAUUAUACAGGCUUUUUGCAGUGUCUAUUUUCAUGGCAAUAUUUAUGGUAUGGGUUUAUAGAGUUACUCAAAUGCCAGAAAAAGGUGAAGAAGGAAGAUGGGCUUGGAUUGGUUUAUUUGGUGCUGAACUUUGGUUUAGUCUUUAUUGGUUUCUUACUCAAGUUCUUCGUUGGAAUCUUGUCUAUCGACAUACCUUCAAAGAUCGACUUUCAAUAAGGUACGAGGAUUGCUUGCCCAAGGUGGAUAUAUUUGUAUGUACGGCUGACCCAGUAAUAGAGCCACCAAUAAUGGUGAUCAACACCAUUUUAUCAGUGAUGGCCUAUGAUUAUCCACCAGAAAAGCUCAGCAUCUAUUUAUCCGAUGAUGGCUGCUCAAUUUUAACAUUCUAUGCUCUUUUUGUGGCCUCACAUUUCUCUAAACAUUGGUUGCCUUACUGUAGAAAAUAUAAUGUACAGCCUAGGUCUCCUGCUGCUUAUUUUAGAUCCAUGCAUAAGCCAAUGGAUGCAAAUCAUUCUAGUGAUUUGGCAUCUAUUAAGGAUUUAUAUGAAGAACUACAAGAUCGAAUUGAGACCUCAACAAAACUCUGUCGAAUUCCUGAAGAGGUACACAAUCAACACAAAGGAUUUUCCCGGUGGAAGAGUUCAUACACUUCGAAGCAUGAUCAUGACGUUAUUCUUCAGAUAUUGAUUGAUGGAAGACAUCUAGAGGCAAAAGAUGUAGAAGGUUGUACUUUACCUAGCCUUGUUUACUUGGCGCGGGAGAAGAGACCUCAACAUUUCCACAACUUCAAGGCCGGAGCUCUAAAUGCAUUGAUAAGGGUGUCAUCAGAAAUUAGCAAUGGACCAAUAAUUCUCAACGUUGAUUGUGAUAUGUACUCAAACAAUCCACAAUCAAUUCGUGAUGCACUUUGUUUCUUCAUGGACGAGAAGAAGAGCCAAGGAAUUGCUUUUGUGCAGUUCCCCCAAUGCUUCGAAAAUGUGACAAAAAAUGACUUAUAUGGCUCCGUCCUUAGAGUGCCUAGUGAGGUGGAAAUAGAAGGUAUUGAUGCUUUAGGAGGUCCAUUCUAUAUUGGAACUGGUUGCUUCCACCAAAGAGAGAUUUUAUGUGGGAGAAAGUAUGAUAGUGAUUAUAAGAUUGAGUGGAAGACUCAUAACAAUGCUACAAAAGUUCAAGGAAGUGUGGAAGAAUUGGAAGAGAAAGCCAAGACCCUUGCUAGUUGCUCAUAUGAGAUAAAUUCACAAUGGGGAAAAGAGAUGGGUGUAAAAUAUGGGAGUCCAAUUGAAGAUGUAUUCACAGGGUUGGCAAUUCAAUGUCGAGGGUGGAAAUCAGUUUUGUUCAAUCCUAUUGAAAAGGCUUUCUUAGGGAUGGCACCUACCACAUUGGUUGAUACACUUGUGCAACACAAUAGAUGGAGUGAAGGUUGGCUUCAGCUCAUGCUAUACCAUUGUCCUCUAUAUUAUGGACAUCAAAGGAUAAGCUUGGGGGCUCAAUUGGGUUAUUCUCACUUUUGUCUUUGGGCAUGCAAUUCUUGGCCAACCCUUUAUUAUUGCAUUAUCCCUUCUCUUUAUAUGCUCAAAGGAAUUUGCUUAUUUCCACAGGUUUCAAGCACAUGGUUUUUCUUCUUUGCUUAUAUCAUUGUUGCCAAGUACUCCUAUAGCUUAGGUGAGUUCCUACAUUGUGGUGGUACAAUCUUAGGCUGGUGGAAUGAACAAAGAAUGUGGCUCUACAAACGUACAUCUUCCUACAUCUUCGCUUUCGUCGAUACUUUUCUGAAAUUAUGGGGAAUUUCCAAGUUAAAAUUUGUAAUCACGUCGAAAAUCGCCAAUGAAGAUGUUAUGCAAAGAUAUGAGAAGGAGAUUAUGGAAUUUGGAGUUGAUUCUCCAAUGUUCAUUAUCUUGGAAACCAUUGCAUUGAUAAAUUUGUUUACCUUAGUCUUUGGUACGUUGAAGAUGAUGAUAUAUGAAAGGGAGAAACUGAUGAUUGAUAGAUUUGUCUUACAAUUUUUGCUAUGUGGAGUUUUGGUUCUUAUUAAUUUACCAUUGUAUGGAGGUGUUUUCAUUAGGAAGGACAAGGGGAAAAUACCUAGCUCAGUCACCAUAAAGGCAACCUUUGUUGCUUUAUUAGUUUCUAUUCUGCUGCUGGCCCUGUCCAGCCUACAACUGGCAUUUGGCCUUAGAUUUGUAAUUGAUAGAGAGGAGUGUUUCUCCCAUAAUGUUCAGUAUGAAUGGGAUGUAGUCCAUGCCUCUUUUGUUGUGAUUAAGUCCGACUCUCCAUGGCGUACAGAUGAUGGUGUUGAUUUGGUGGUGAAAGGACCUGAACACGAUCAAGUCCAUGACAGUCAUGAUCGGAUUAGUGAUAAGUUUGACUUUGUUGCUCAUAAAAAAGGAGCUUAUAGUUUCUGUUUCACUAAUAAGUCACCCUACCAUGAAACAAUUGAUUUCGAUGUACAAGUCGGGCAUUUUACAUACUAUGACCAGCAUGCAAAGGAUGAGCAUGUGAAACCCUUGAUAGAACAGAUUGAAAAGCUAGGUGAAUCGCUUUACAACAUUCAGUUUGAGCAGCACUGGCUUGAGGCACAGACUGAUCGACAAGCACUAGUGAACGAGGCUAUGAGCAAGAGAGCAAUCCACAAAGCCGUUAUGGAAUCACUUGCACUUGUUGGCGCAAGCGUGUUGCAGAUAUAUCUUUUGCGGCGCCUAUUCGAAAAGAAGCUUGGUACUUCAAGAGUCUAAAAAAAGCUUCUUCACAUUUGUGAUUUGCUUGCUAUUUAUACUUUUGGAAAGUAGCUUAGUUUUGCUUUAGGCCUUUCUAGUUAUUUUUUUCCUUUCUUUAUAUUUAUAUCGAAAUAAAUAUUGUACAAUAGAGAUCACAAAAGAGGUAAUUUAUAGUUUCAAACAAGAUUUGUUGUUUAAGCACUUUGUUAUUUGCGUAUAUUAUACUGAUUUUUUGGCCA
Molecule: messenger RNA, 3181 nt
Organism: Beta vulgaris subsp. vulgaris (sugar beet)
Lineage: Eukaryota; Viridiplantae; Streptophyta; Magnoliopsida; Caryophyllales; Amaranthaceae
Product: transmembrane emp24 domain-containing protein p24beta2
Exons: 12
Coding region: 165-2960 (931 amino acids)
Biological process (GO): Golgi organization; intracellular protein transport; endoplasmic reticulum to Golgi vesicle-mediated transport
Cellular component (GO): endoplasmic reticulum; trans-Golgi network; plasma membrane
Molecular function (GO): mannan synthase activity; cellulose synthase (UDP-forming) activity
Source: RefSeq, a predicted model, not a curated record